Plutella xylostella (diamondback moth) is the source of this 5148-nucleotide messenger RNA. Its product is annotated as 3'-5' RNA helicase YTHDC2. Gene Ontology annotation, molecular function: protein binding; helicase activity; RNA binding. The record is from RefSeq and is a predicted model, not a curated record. NCBI's taxonomy places the organism in Eukaryota, Metazoa, Arthropoda, Insecta, Lepidoptera, Plutellidae. Gene Ontology annotation, cellular component: intracellular anatomical structure.
CAUAAUUUUAAAAACAUUGUAUUAUUUAUCUGUGUUUUUACCUUUUUGUAAACAAUUUGCAAAAUUUAAUUUUGUUUGUAUUGUUUCCUGUUAUGCCUGGUUCUGGAAUUAAUCAACAAUGAGUUCUAAAAAAGGGAAGAAAAGUUUCGGUAAUAAACAUUUUCCUAUUGCGGAAUCCGUGAGUAUUGCGCUCAAGAUCCAGUUGGACAAAUUUCUAAGUGAUGAAAAUGAGACAGAGCUCAAAUUCCCGACAUUUCUUUCGGCGCAAGAGCGCGGGUUUAUCCACGAAACGGUGGCCAAGUUGGGACUCAAGUCGAAAUCGCGCGGGAAAGGAGUCAACCGUUACCUGACCAUAUACAAGCGUAUAGGUUCAACAAUAAUCCAGAACGAUGCCAAGCUAAUCUUGGACUCCAACAUGAGAUGCAGCAUAGCGGAGUUGUUCAACACCUUCCCCAUCACUAGUAAAGAGAAGGAUGACCUCAGCAGUUGCCCCGAGAAGGAACGGAGCCCGCAGCUGUCUCAUAAGACCAUGGGACAGUUGAAUAAUGGGGUUGCUCAGGUGCCAAAUACAACCUACAACCCUGAGCUGCAGAAGUUCCGUGAGAAGCUUCCAGUGUAUGAACAGAGGCAGGACUUGCUGAAUGCCAUCACACACAAUCAGGUGAUAAUAGUAGCGGGUGCGACGGGCUGCGGCAAGACGACGCAGCUGCCUCAGCUAGUGCUGGAACACUGCCAGGAGCACAAGACUCCGGCGAGAAUCUUGUGCACGCAGCCCCGUAGGAUCUCUGCCGUGUCUGUCGCUGAGAGAGUAGCGUACGAGCGAAUGGAGAAGAUCGGGCAAUCAGUCGGCUACCAGAUCCGGCUGGAGUCGCGCGUGUCGCCGCGCACCGUGCUCGCCUACUGCACCAACGGUGUGCUGCUGCGCACGCUCAUGCAGGGGGACCACUCGCUCGCCGGGGUGACCCACAUAUUCGUGGACGAAGUACACGAGAGGGACAAGUUCAGCGACUUCCUGUUGAUAGCGCUUCGCGACGCGCUGCCGCGCUGCAAGGAGCUGAAGCUCAUACUAAUGUCGGCUACCAUGGACACGCAGAUAUUCUCCAGAUACUUCAACAACUGCCCAGUGAUCACAAUCCCCGGUCGACUGCACGAGGUCCAGAGAUACUAUCUGGAGGAUGUCCUCAAAAUCACCCAGUACAAGACCAAGAAGAUGCAACAAGUCGAGAGAGAACUCAAGAACAAAUUGAAGGCUGGGAGUAGUUAUUGGUCGCAUCUUGAAGGUCAGAAGCAGCCAUCAGAAGAACGGGCGGAGGCUGUCGAUCCCACGCCGGCCUUGGACGCGGCGCUGCAGGCCGACAUGGACCACUUCCUCGAGGAAUGCUUCAAGGAGGGCAGUCUGGACUCGUUCAGCCAGAUCCUGUACAUGUACAUAUCGGAGGGGGUCGGGGUGCAGUGCGCGCAGACCGGCACCCUCCGCACGGGACUCAUGGCGGCCGCGAGCCACGGCCACGCCGACGCCGCCCGGCAGAUACUGCAGUGCGGUGCCGACGCCCAACAAAAGGACGCCAAUGGGAAAACAGCCUACGACUACGCCGUAGAAAACGGACAUACAGAGACGGCGAAACUUCUGGAAUCAUUCAACCUUUCCACUGAACCUAAAGACAACACAGACGAAGAUAACGCUGAAAGCUUCCUUCUAGACGUUUACCAUCACACAGUCUCUGAAGAACUGAUUGACCACGACCUAAUGCUGGCGUUGAUCAAACACAUUCACGUCAACUUGCCCAAAGGAAGCAUUCUAAUCUUCCUACCUGGUUAUGAUGAUAUAGUGACAUUGAGGGACAUGAUACAGUCGUGUUCGGAAAUGAACUCGAUAAAAUACCAGAUAUUCACGCUGCACAGCAAUAUGCAGACUUUAGACCAGAAGAAAGUGUUUAAUCCGCUGCCGAACGCGCGGAAAAUCAUCAUUUCAACGAAUAUAGCUGAGACGUCGAUUACCAUUGAUGAUGUAGUGUAUGUGGUUGACUCUUGCAAGGUAAAAGAGAAGUAUUAUGAGUCGAGCGGCGGCGUGUGUUCGCUUCAAUGUGUUUGGACGUCUAGAGCGUGUUGUCAGCAAAGGGCGGGUAGAGCCGGCAGGACAAAGCCUGGCCAUUGCUUCCACAUGACCUCCAAGCGGAGAUUCAAGACGCUACCCCUCAAUUCUGUGCCAGAAAUACUAAGAGUGCCUUUACAAGAGCUGUGCCUUCAUACGAAGUUGUUGGCACCUGGGAAUACCCCUAUAGCGGACUUCUUGUCCAAAGCUCUGGAACCGCCGUCGUUUUUGGCUGUCAGGAAUGCCGUGACGCUUCUGAAGACUAUAGGAGCCUUGACCCCGAUGGAAGAUUUGACAGAGAUCGGCCAACAUCUGUUGGAUCUGACCGUUGAGCCAAAGCUGGGCAAAAUGUUGCUUUAUGCGUGUGUAAUGAAGUGCCUAGACCCGAUACUGACUAUUGUCUGCAGUUUGGCAAACAAGGAGCCUUUCCAGAUAUCAAUGAACCCAGAAAACAGAAAGAAGGGAGGAAUGGCGAGGAAGGAAUUCUCGGCUGAAAGCUUUUCCGACCACAUGGCUUUGUUGAGAGCCUUCCAAGCGUGGCAGACCGCCCGGGCUAACGGCACAGAAAGGGCUUUCUGCUCUAAAAACCUAAUCUGUGGCGCGACGAUGGAAAUGAUCGUUGGAUAUCGGUCACAACUGCUCGCUCAACUCCGCGCCUUAUGCCUGGUCAAAGCCCGAGGUUCCGGGGACAUUAAAGACGUGAAUUUGAACUCAGAAAAGUGGCACGUGGUCAAAGCUGUGUUGGUGAGUGGACUGUAUCCCUCUAUAGCUCGAGUUGAUAGAGAUUCGAUGUCUUUGCGCACGUCUAAAGAGGUUAAAGUAGCCUUCCAUCCAAGCUCUACCCUCAACCGAGGCAGCGGUGUAACUGGAUCUCAGAAGUCUAUCCAAAACCUGCCGACAGACUGGGUGGUGUUUGAAGAGAUAUCCCGUGCUGGCAGGUUCUGCUUCAUCCGUUGCACAACCCUGGUGACUCCACUCACAGUUGCCUUGUUCGGAGGUCCUUUGAGAUUGCCAGCCGGCGCGUUGACUCAACGUGCAAACCCUCCAGGGUUGUCCAGUGAUUCUGACAGCGAAGCCGAUGAAAACAAUUCAUCCCCCGACACCGCAGUACUAACCCUAGACGACUGGAUGGCGUUCACAGCAGACGCCUCUGACGCAAUUAGCGUUUACUAUCUGCGGCAGAAACUGUGCGCGCUAGUCAUAAGACGAAUGUCAAAUCCGGCUAAACCCAUGACGCCAUUAGACGAACAGAUUCUCAACACAGUCGUGCACGUUUUAGGGGCAGAAGAGAAGAAUGUGGGGUUAAACCAGCCCACUGGUAUCGGCCAGCGUCCGAAGCCGUUGACAGUCGAUUCCCCGAACUGGCGAAUGAGAGUCGAGAACGACAACAACCAAUACGGUCACGACAAACAGUUUUACCAGCAACAACAAUAUCAGCAGCCGCAACAAGACUUUAGCGGUAACAAUUACUACCAGCAACACCAGUACGGUUAUCGAAAUGGCCAGAAUCGGCCGACAGGCACUUGGAGAAAUGACGGGAUGAACCAGCCGUUUUCGCCUCAGUCCUACAGUGGACCUAAAAGCCCUAUGUCCCCGAAUGGAAAGACUUUGCUGGCGAAUAUAGAGAAGUAUGCGGAAGGCAAUAAUGAGACGACCAGGUAUUUCGUGGUGAAGUGUGAGGAUAUGCAUGCGUUGGAAGCUGCGCAGAAUGGCGGCUCGUUCCAAUUCCAACAGCCUACGCUGAAGAAACUGCAGAAGGUUAAACAGGAGGGCGCUCGAGUCAUGCUGUUCUUCUCUAGCGCGACGACGUCCAAGUUCUUGGGUUGCGCCUCGCUCGUCGACCCUAACGGCAGUCUAGACGUUAUGUACGCGCAGCCUGUGCCUUUCCAUUUGAUCAGGCACAUAACCAACGGGCUGUCAUCAGGCGCCCGCGUGUCAGGCGCUCGCGAUGGCCAGGAGAUAUGUGGCAACGCCGCUCGCACCCUAACAGCGGCCUUAGAACAGGCGUCUAGACGCCAGUACAGACCUAUACAGAAACACCAUGGCAACCAGUAGAGGGGUUAAGAGGAAAGGAAUUAAGUAUACGGUAUUGUAAAGUCUGAAACGGUUCGUUAACUGAGGAUUAUGUUAGACUUGAGAAUGUCAUAGUCUAUUAUUUUUUAACAAACCAGUGCCGAGUAUGUCUGUCGCAUAUUUCCGAUAUUGACAGAGUGAGAUGGGUCAUUGCUAGGGGCGGGGCCAGCGCUUUUGUUCAACGCUUCAUGUUGAUUACGUGGACCAAUAGCAACACAGAAAAAAAGAUUUCGGUACUCGUUUGUUAAAAUAAACGACGACGUUGAACGAAAAAUUCAGUGAGCUAAUAGUUCAUUGGUUAACCGAAUGUUAGUAAACUGUCGGUCGUGUGCCCGGCAUUUUCAUGCAAAAAACACCUGUUGGUAAUAGUUUAUUGGUUGAAGAUAAAUUAUACUUAUUAUUGGGCCUAAAGAAACAAUGGCUAUAAUUACGUUUUGAGUAGGAGGAAUAGUGUAUGGACCAUACAAUCUGUAGUUUAUUAACUAAUACGACCAUAAUUCUUGUACAAGAGUAAAUUCUAAAAAAAUAUUUAUGCAUAAAUAAUCGCCUCUCCUGGCAUUUGCCAGUUUUAUCACUGCUUGAUGUAAACUUUUAGAAAACUUAUAAAAUUUUAGCCUGUUCCAAUAAACUGCUAACCGGUUUACAAGAGCCAAAUUAAAAAAAAAACUGCAAAUGUAACUGUAGCAUAUUGUUUUCCGAAUUACCGAAAUCAGCGAAUAAGCAGAGAUUCGGAUUAGCGAGGCUCUGCUUAGUAAUUUAAUAUGAGAUCUCAGCUUGUAUAUUGAUUGAUAGCAAACGUACUUACCAUGUAGUGAACGCGAAUAUUGAUUAACUUGCAUGAUCAUAACUCUGAUAUUUACUUGGUUUAUUUAUCUACAAAGUAAUGUUUUAGAUUUAAAUAUUAUAUUUAAAUGAACUUGAUCUGUUUCCAUUCAUUCGUUUCCUCUGUGACAUAAUAAAUACAAUAAAGUUGUUUUAUGAUU